UAGUAGAUUUUAUUUUGUGAUUGCCAGCCAACGAGUUUGGACGCAUAAAUUAUCAUCACUGCGCCCCGUGGAAUUUUUUCGCACAAAUAGCAACAACAACAAAAUGUCGUCCACAGCCGUUCAGCCACCCCCGCCCGUUCCCCCGCCGCCACCAUCGGCCGCCCCUUCCGCCGGAAAGGGCAUCCACUCCAAGCUGUACAACGGGAUGAUUGGCGCCGCCGACAAAUUUGUGCCCGCCAAGCUGCGGCCACUGUGGAUGCAUCCAGCUGGUCCCAAGACGAUAUUCUUCUGGGCACCCGUCUUCAAAUGGGGUCUCGUUGCCGCCGGCCUGAGUGACUUGGCCCGACCGGCCGACACCAUCUCCGUGUCUGGAUGCGCCGCCCUGGCCGCUACCGGCAUCAUCUGGUCGCGUUACUCGCUGGUAAUCAUACCCAAGAACUACAGCCUGUUCGCCGUGAAUCUCUUCGUGGGCAUCACGCAGGUAGUGCAGCUGGCACGGGCCUACCACUACCACCAGAGUCAGGAGAAGCUGAAGCAGGAGCAGCAGCAGCCGGCGGUGCAAAAUUAGAUACAUAUCGAAUCGAAUACCGGUGCUGUACCCUUUAUAUAGACUUUAAUCGAACUGUUAUGUACAUACAAAUUCCACAACGCACAACGUAAACGAAAGGAUUAAGAGAAAGCUGUGCUCGCAGAUCGCGCCAACCUGGUUUUACAACCUGUUAACCAUUAUUAUUUAUGGUACACCGCCUUAUCGACGUGAUUCGUAUUACUUAAGUUGUAACUGUGGAGGCUUUGCGUAUAGUUAAAUCGAAACGAGAAUGAUAAAUCAAUACAUUUUAAGACUUUAGUCACUAGAUAAACGUA
This is a messenger RNA of Drosophila sechellia, 864 nucleotides long. RefSeq names its product mitochondrial pyruvate carrier 2. The record is from RefSeq and is a predicted model, not a curated record. The transcript is spliced from 3 exons. Gene Ontology annotation, biological process: pyruvate import into mitochondria. Gene Ontology annotation, cellular component: mitochondrial inner membrane. Bases 104 to 568 code for a protein of 154 amino acids. NCBI's taxonomy places the organism in Eukaryota, Metazoa, Arthropoda, Insecta, Diptera, Drosophilidae.